UUGCUUGAAGGAGAAAUAUGGCUCUAUCGCACUAAUUUUUGAGGUCCCUUGUGCCCUAGCUUCCCCUUUCUUGCGUUGCGGAUUUAGAAUUAAUUAAUUAUAAUUAUAAUACAGCAUGCAUCGUUUGCAAUUCUUGUUGGUUUGCAUAAUUUUAGUUUCUUUUUUAUUUGUUUAAAUGGCAACACCAUUGCUGACGGAAAAAGGGAAGUUGAAAAUUGAUUAUCGGCGACCAUAACUGGUUAGUUUAAUUCUCAACGGACAAAGGCAAAAGGAAUCCUUCCUUGUAAUUCUCAAUAUCCUUAAUCUAGAUGGAUUGAUUUUCAUCGCUAUCCUUCUCAAUUUUUGUUGCGUACUGCCCAUCCUUCUUGAUAAGAAGUCAGAAGAGCGGCACCGUUCCUAAACCCUGAUUCCUUUGAGUACCAGUCAAGUCCCUUGAUUCUUAAUUUUAUAUUAGAAGUCCUUGAACAAUGCUACAUUUAUAAUCAAGUCCUUCUGAUAUUUUUUAUAGGAUUUUUCUUCUUGUUGGAGGUAUUUUUCCGAAUCUUCUUUCUUCUAUUGUAUAAAAUAUUGUUUUUUUAUGGAAGUGACCUGCAUCUUAUAAUGUAAGAGUUCUUAAAUUAUGGAUGAAACCCAACAAAAAAUAAGGAAAUGGCUUGAUUGAGUUUGACCUUAGAAGCCCUAGAUCUUAUGGCUGAAAAUAAUAUUCGAAUUAUGGAUAACUUCAUAAUACUCUAUCUUGACGUUGACACGCCGAGGUGGAACCCAUAGCCACUCGUCUGUAAAUUAAGAAAAUGCAUGCAAGUAAGUUCACCCAACCCUUUCAAGGAUUUGAACUCUUCACCUUGGGAACGACAGCUGGGCAGCUUGAAAGAUGCAUGGCCGGUCACCAUAUUUCAAUUUUCAGGUGCCAACUUGGCAAGAAAAGAAAAGGACGUGGAAAAACAAAAUCAAGCAUGAAAAGGUUGGAAGCAGAGAUGGCAGAGAUCGGUGAACAGCAAAAAAGAGUUAAAAAAGGGCAAAUGGAAAUAAGGGAGAGGUUUAAGGAGAUGGAAUUUGAGUGUGAUCAACUCAAGAAGGAAACAUUCCUUAUCUCGAAACAGGCUGGACGCAAUCAACAACGACUAAAUCUUAUGUUCAAAAUCGUAAAAGCUCGAGAAGAAAAUAAUAUUUCUGAAGCUGACAAACUCACUCAAUCUCUUCGAGAAUGCAUGAAGCACAACAUGAAAAACAAUCCGUGACUAGCUAUCUCCACAUUCAAGUGAUAAAGUAACGAGAAGAAGGAAUAAUAAAGUAUGCACCCGCCAUCCCAUAUCAGUAUAAAACCGGAGUGCAAAAAUGAGCUUGCUGUUCUGCUUUUUAAGUUCUUUAUAUAUAUAUAUAUAUAUAUAUAUAUAUAUAUAUAUAUAUAUAAAAUGAGUUCUUUAUGUUAUUCACCUUGAUCGGAACUUAAGGUUAUGAUGUUUAGCCACUUUAAAGCAAUUUAACACGUGGCAUGUUUUUGGGUUCUGGACUUAAAGACUUUCCUUUUUGUUUUUUAUUUUGUUUUCUUAAUGGUAGAUUGAUAAAAAAAUGGGAUCUAUCAUCUUUGGUCGUUGGUCUGCCUGCUUCUCUGCUAUUUGUAAAUUAUAUCGAAAUACAUUAAUAAAUACUGUGAUUUGUGAGUUUGCCUGGUAUUGGCUUU
Molecule: messenger RNA, 1681 nt
Organism: Populus nigra (black poplar)
Lineage: Eukaryota; Viridiplantae; Streptophyta; Magnoliopsida; Malpighiales; Salicaceae
Exons: 3
Coding region: 792-1238 (148 amino acids)
Source: RefSeq, a predicted model, not a curated record